Messenger RNA from Geodia barretti, 837 nucleotides. Lineage: Eukaryota; Metazoa; Porifera; Demospongiae; Tetractinellida; Geodiidae. The record is from the annotation of a GenBank genome assembly.
AUGCGGCUGCUCGUGAUCGUGGCCCAUCCGCAUGACCUGUGUCACAUGGCUGGCACCUGUGCGCAUCACGUGGAACGUGGUGAUCGUGUCACAGCCGUAGCGAUCACCGGGGGUCAGACGACGCACGACGAGGAACUGGCAGACGAGCUGCGUAAGUCGCCGGAUCAGAGGGACAUGACCAUCGUCGGUCGAUCACAGGAGGAAUACGCAGCGAGCAAAGCACGGGAAUUCGUGAACGUGUGUGAACUCUUCGGCAUAGCCGACGUGCGGAUUCUCCCCUUUUCCGACAACCCUAUCGAGGUGACCGAUGAAAUCGUGCGAACCCUGGCUGAGAUUCUGUACGAUGUGCGACCACAGAUGGUGCUGACCCAUGCACCGUAUACGCUACCGGAUCGACGCAGUCACUACGCGUGGAUCGACGACCAUACGGCUGCCGGCAUAACGGUUCAAAGAGCACUCCAGCAUAUAAGCAUCCCCGACAGAGAUCGGGGACACGCUCCUCACAAAGUGGCUUCGGUGUACUAUACGGGUGUCGAUUACGCUUUUCAUGAAGUGGACGUGUGUAUCGACAUUUCCGAUCAGGUUGAGAAUCGGAAGAAAGCGGAAAUAUUGUUUGAAUCCCAGGGGCACACUCCGGAGUUGGCGGAAAAGCGGAUAGAAUCCAAUGCCGGGUUUCAAGGUUGGAAGGCUCACAUCGGCUACGCUGAGACGUUUAUCCGCGGGUACCGCGAAAUUGGUCGAUGUCUGUCCGUAACUGAGGAAAACCUGCUCCUUGCGGAGAUGUCACACGAGGAGCGCCUGCGCCGGCAGACCGGUAAAGGGCCCAGAUACCGAUAG